Molecule: messenger RNA, 2432 nt
Organism: Arachis ipaensis
Lineage: Eukaryota; Viridiplantae; Streptophyta; Magnoliopsida; Fabales; Fabaceae
Source: RefSeq, a predicted model, not a curated record
AAUGAAUAAUUCUUAUCUUUAAAAAAAAAAGCUAUUGUUCUUGUCCAUUCCUAAAUGGCUCUCAAAUACUAUGAACUCACUAUUGCUCUCUUUUUCACUUGCUUUCCUCUCUUAUUCUCGUAAGAUCAUCUUCCUCUAAUUAUUUUUAGAGGUAUUCCUAUAAACCCUAGCCAUUCCAAUAGUGAGUGUAGUGCAAAUCAUUGAGGAUUCUAUUCUUCCUUUUUUUUUUCUUUAAAUUAAUUAUUAUUUAAGUAUGAAUCGUUUGUAAUUGUCUUAGUGAUUAAAAGCCAAUCAGAAAAAAGAAGAAGAGAGAAGAUGGGAGAGAGGAGGGUGUUGAACAAGUGCUACCCAUUGGACUUCGAUCUGAAAAAAUAUCAAAGGCUCAGAGGUUGAAAAAUCAGAAGAUCAACGUCAUCUUGAUGCUUCCGAUGAGUCUUAGAUGUCUAAAUAUUUAAUUAUUCCAGUGUUUCACCAUGGGGAGAUAUUUUAGAAUGAUUCUGAAGGAGAUAUGUGCUAUAUGCAUGGAAAAGUGAAGAGGUUUCCCUCGCUGGACCUGGAUUAUGUGAAUUUUUUUGACUUGGUGACAUUGUUUAAGGAGUUGGGUUACACAAGGUAUAAGGAGAUAUUUUGGCUAGAUAUGAGAACACCCAACAUGGAGGCUGGUCUUCAUGCCAUAAAGGAGGAUAUGGAGAACCAGAUGAGGGAAAAUAAGCUUAUGAACAGGGACAUUGAUGAAUUGCAUAUUUAUUUUGAACACGAAGUGGAUAUGGCUGAAGUAAUUGAGGAUGGUGUGGCCCUUGGGACUGUUGUGGUGAGUUCAUCAUCAUCAUCCUCUGAUGAUGGAUAUGAGACAACAGAGGAUGAGCCCUACAAGCCUCCUCUUUCUAGGUAUGAGACAGAUGACAGCAGUAGUGAUGAAGGGAUAAGAGCAAAAAAGAAAAAGAGGCGGCCAAAGAAAUCAUUGUCGGGUAAGAGACAAGUGGAUGAAGAGGCUACUGGUUAUGAAACAGAUGACAAGGAUAGUGAUGAGGAACUUAGGAACACAGAUGGUGAAGGGAGAAAAGGAGGCUAAGCUAAGAAAAAGAUUGGGGGUAAUAAGGCUUCUUCAUCUGGAUUUGGUCCUAAAGUUUCACCAAAAACUGCUAAGAAGAAGACAUCUAAAAAGUAUUCAGGUGUGAGAAGAAGACAUAUACUAAGGGAUGGGCUGUAGGAUGGAUCAAUGGAAGGCCAUAAUUCUGGGCCUGGGCCGAAUGUUGGGCGACCAAGAAGAGGGCAGAAACCAAGCCCUGUAGGUGGGACAGAGGGUGGUGACAAAAAUAAUGUGGGUGAAGGGCUUGAUAAGUUUGUCUCGGUUCCAACCAAUAUUGAGAUGGAUAGUGACUAUGAAAAGCCAUAUGAGUAUGAGAGUGAGGCCUUCAAUAGACCAAUCUCUUCAGAGGACGAGGGUAAGACAACAUAUGAUCCAUUUGAUGAAGAUACUAAAUAUGGUGAGGUUGAGUUCAAGGUUGGACAGUUGUUCCCAACAAUUGAGCUUUUCAAAAAGGAACUAAAAGACUACUUUGUUUAUGAAGGAAAGGACGUCUUAUACAUUAAGAAUGAGAAGCAUAGACUGAGGGUAGCAUGUGCAGCUGAUAAAUGUCCUUGGUUGAUAUAUAUUUCUUGGAAUUCUGCCAGUAGAUGCUUCCAGGUGAAGACCUUAAUUGAUGAGCAUUCCUGUGCUCGGGACUAUGGUAGUAACAUGGCUGACCGUCAUUGGGUGGCUUCUAAGCUAAUUAAAAAACUUCUCAUUCAACCCGACAUGAAGCCAAGACAUGCAAUGGAGCAUAUGAUAAAAGAAUACAACAUCCAGCUGAACCCAAUAAUGAUUGCAAGGGCCCUGAAAGUUGCUAGGAAAGAAUUUUAUAAAGCAUUUCAAGGAUCAGCAAACUAAACAAUUGGUAUGGGAAUGUGCACGAUGCACCACAUUGCAAGAGUUCAACACUGCUAUAGAGAAAAUGAAGAAAGUGAAUACGGGAGCUUGGGAGUAUCUUCAAAGGUUUGAGCCUGCAGUGUGGACUAAAGCUUACUUCAGUCAUGGUCCCAAAGUCGACAACAUCACGAACAACAUGUGCGAGGUGUGGAACGCGAAGAUUGUCGAAUACCGUGGAAAACCAAUUUUGACGAUGUGUAAAGACUUACGGUGCUACCUGAUGAGAAAAAUGGCCACACAUAAGAGAAAAUUGGAGGCUUGUUCUGGUCUAUUGGCCCCUGUACAACAGAAAAAACUAGACAAAUUUAUUAAGCCUAGUGCCAAUAAGUGGAGAGCAAUUUGGGCUAGAGACAACGACAGAGUUUUAUUUGAAGUGUAUAGGGAAAACCACAAGGUAGGGGUAAAUCUGCAUCAAAGGACCUGUACCUGCAACGUUUGGCAACUCACUGGUAAUUCUAUGUCC